AUGAGAAUGGUUAAUUUUAGUCCACUUCAAAGAAGUGGAGUUUCUAAAGGUAUUCCAAGAGAUGUUCGUUAUAAAAACGAAUAUAGAAUCAUUCAACAUGGAGCACCAAUUAAAUCAUUUUCCAUUGAUGGACAGCCUUCACGAUUGACAAAAGAAUUGCCAAUUCCUACAAGAGGCUCAACUAGUUAUAUUUCAACUGAAGGAGGGACUUCAAAACAAAAAGAUAAUCUUCUUUCACCAAUAACUGUUAAUGAUGCUCUAAAAGAAGAAAGUUUAAAAAAAAUUCUCCGAAGAACAACAAUGUCUCCAAAAUCAUAUCAAUAUAAAGAAAAUGAUUUAAUACAGGCAAAUAUAAUUGAUGAUGUUACUGAUAAUAAAAAAAAUGAUGCCAUUAUGGAUUCUAAUGAUACUGAAGAGAUACAUACUGAAAAACAAAUUCGUGUCCCAGUUCCAAUAAUUGUUCAAGAAACAUCAAAAAUAUCAAAAUAUGAAAGUGAAAAAAAAGAAAAUGUUGUUUUACAAACACACUCUCCAAAGUUUACUGUAAUGCAAACUACUCAAACUCCAUUACGACAAGCUAUUGGUGCAGUUCAGCAAUUGCUACCACCAUCUUCAAGUCAAGGAAUAGGUAAUUUUAUUUUCCCACAAAAUAUGCCAAAUCUUCAAAAUCAAGGAUCAUAUAGUAAUAAUUUUAAUAAUAUGAAUGUAAAAUCAAUAUCUGGAUUACCUGCUCAACCAACACCCUCUUCUAGUGGACCUAUUAAAAAUGAAUCACCACAAAUUGUUGGUUUACAUGGAAUUCAACAAUUUAAUUUUCCACAAUUAUCAUCACCAUCAACUGUAGUAUCAACAACAGCUAUUCAAUUUUCAACACCAUCACCAAAUGGAAAUUUAGAUAUGAUUAAACAUGCUCAAGAAGCUAUGGAAGCUGCUGUUAAAGCUAAUCAAAUAAGGCCUGGAUCAGAAAAGUAUGAACAAAAAGGUUGUGUAUGGGAUAUUGUUUCAAAUUCAUGUAAAGAUAUUUUUAAUUUAAAGUGGUGUGAUAAAUGUGAAGAUUUUGGAAAUAUUUUUAUGCAUGAUUGUAAAUGUACAAUUGAUCAUAUAGAAACACAACAAUUAAAUAAUAAACCUAUUUCUAUGUUACAACAACAAUCACAACCAUUAAAUGGAGUUCAGCAACAAAAAUUUUCCAUAAUCCAACAACCAUCAACAAGUGAUGUCCUCCAACAUCCAUUAUUUAUUAAUCAACCAACUAGAACAUCAUUCUUAGUUAUAUAA
Molecule: messenger RNA, 1278 nt
Organism: Strongyloides ratti
Lineage: Eukaryota; Metazoa; Nematoda; Chromadorea; Rhabditida; Strongyloididae
Exons: 2
Coding region: 1-1278 (425 amino acids)
Source: RefSeq, a predicted model, not a curated record